ACGAGCUCGAGUUGACGAGCCUUUCAGCAGAAUAAGUUUUCCUAAAUGGAUAUUGCAAGAAGAUGCGUGAAAAGGCAGGCGAGUGAUCCUCAGCCGGGAAGUGACCUGAGCCAGCGCUGAGCAGUGAGCUCAUUCCACUCCCUCAAGGCUUCACCCAUGCCACCACUCCACCAUGCUAUACGGUCAGAUCCUUCACAGGCGUGGCCCUGAUGACAGCUUCCUCAACCUAAAUGUGGGCGGCUUCAAGCAGCGCAUGGAGCGCAGCGUCCUGCAACGUUUCCCCGGGACCCGUCUGGGGCGCCUCUUGGGCUGUGCCUCCGAGGAGGCCAUCUUGGAGAUCUGUGACGACUUUAGCCCCACCAACAAGGAGUAUUACUUUGACAGAAACCCAAGAUUUUUCCGCUAUGUCCUCAACUUCUACCACACAGGCAAGAUCCACCUGAUGGAAGAGCUGUGCGUCUUCUCCUUCAGCCAAGAGAUUGAGUACUGGGGCAUCAAGGAGCUCGACCUGGACUCCUGCUGCAGCAACAAGUAUCAGGAACAGAAGGAAUAUGCAGAGGACAACGACUGGGACCAGAGGAGCUACGAGCAGCAACAGCAGCUGGGUAGCAUUGACUCCUCCAUGGAGGAGCUCUCAACUAUGGAGAAGGACCUGGAGAGGUUUGAGGGUACCUGGUGCUCAGAGGUCCGCAAGAACAUCUGGCUACGUCUGGAGAACCCAGGCUACUCGUUUCUGGCCAAGGUGAUCGCCGUUGCCUCCCUGGCCGUGGUUUUGACCUCCAUUGUGGCCAUGUGCGUCCACAGCAUGCCGGAGUUCCAACAGUUGGAUCUCAAUGACAAGGAGAUUGAAGACCCGGUGCUAGCCAUGUUCGAGGCUGUGUGCGUCGUCUGCUUCUCCGUGGAGUUCCUUGUGCGCCUGGCUGUGGCACCGUGCGCCCGGAGGUUCCUGAGCAAUGCCCUUAACAUAAUUGACUUGGUGUCGGUGGUGCCCUUCUAUGCCACGCUGGCCUUCGAGACGGUGGACGGGGACAACGAGGAGCUCGAGAACGUGGGCAAGGUGGUGCAGAUCCUGAGACUCAUGCGCAUCUUCCGCAUCCUCAAGCUGGCGCGUCACUCCGUUGGGCUGCGCUCGCUGGGUGCCACGCUGAAGCACAGUUACCACGAGGUGGGCCUCCUGAUGCUCUUUCUCUCAGUGGGCAUCUCGAUCUUCUCCGCACUCAUCUACUUUGUGGAGAAGGAGUCGGCGGAGUCGGACAUAACAACCAUCCCUGUGGGCUGGUGGUGGGCCACAAUCAGCAUGACGACCGUGGGCUACGGUGACACCUGCCCAGUGACGGUGGUGGGGAAGAUGGUAGCCACCCUGUGCAUCAUCUGCGGUCUACUGGUGGUGGCCCUCCCCAUCACCAUCAUCUUCAAUAAGUUCUCCAUGUACUACCAGAGGCAGAAGGCCAUGGAUGCCCAUCAGAGCUAUAACGAGGCCGACCAAUGUGACAAGGACGAUGUUAAGACCCUCGAACCCAGUCUAACAUUCUUUAAUGCCGGGGACUUGUAUGCCCAAAAGAUGAAUGCAUUCAUCGGCAGUGUCUCUGUCAGAAGCAGUGUCAGCAUUAAUGGGGACACCCAUGCCUCAAGCAUCCAGGAUGGAGAGGCCACCUUUUAUGUCAGUGUUACUUGA
Esox lucius (northern pike) is the source of this 1675-nucleotide messenger RNA. RefSeq names its product potassium voltage-gated channel, delayed-rectifier, subfamily S, member 3a (gene kcns3a). Gene Ontology annotation, biological process: protein homooligomerization; potassium ion transmembrane transport. Gene Ontology annotation, molecular function: voltage-gated potassium channel activity; protein binding. Bases 173 to 1675 code for a protein of 500 amino acids. The record is from RefSeq and is a predicted model, not a curated record. Lineage: Eukaryota; Metazoa; Chordata; Actinopteri; Esociformes; Esocidae. The transcript is spliced from 2 exons. Gene Ontology annotation, cellular component: voltage-gated potassium channel complex; membrane.